AUGAACCUCACAAUCUCUUCAUUACAUUCACGCGUCCAGCUGAUUUAUCUCCACACAGAUACAUUGAUAAUGUCUUACAUCAACAGCUGAGUUUGGGGUUAAUGGCUGUUUAAUGAGUGCACCACUGGAAAUGAUGAAUGGAGGGUAUUCUUCUAGAUUCUUUACAUACAGGAGUGUCAUCCUGAUCUUUCUGAAGUGUGGGUAGAUUGAGGUGACGAUGGCAUCUGACCUGAAGCAGACGAGCGGAGAGACCUUCGUGCUUUCAGGAUCAAAUGUGCUGAAUGGAGGGAAGUCGGCAGGAGCUGCAGCCGUGCGGAGAAACCACACCAGCUGGCUGUCCCGAGUGGCCAGGAUGGCUUCGGAAGUGCAGGACAAAUGUGCAGCGUAUGUGUUGGCAUUGAGGCCGUGGAGUUUUAGCGCCUCGCUCACACCUGUGGCUCUGGGCAGCGCUCUGGCAUACAAACUGGAGGGCUCCGUGGACCUCCUCGUCCUGCUGGUCUGUGCUGUGGCCGUUCUGGUGGUCCAUGGGGCAGGGAACUUGGUGAACACCUACUAUGAUUUCUCAAAGGGAAUCGACCAUAAGAAGAGUGAUGACAGGACUUUAGUGGAUCAGAUCUUGAAGCCACAGGACGUGGUGAUGUUCGGGGCGGUGUUGUACUCGGCUGGAUGUCUGUGUGCCACUCUGUUGUACUUCCUCUCCACACUGAAAUUGGAGCAUUUAGCACUGAUUUAUUUUGGAGGACUGUCCAGUUCAUUUUUAUAUACUGGAGGUGAAUAUAGCAAUCCGUUUUGUAUAGGACUGAAGUAUGUUGCCCUGGGCGACGUGGUCAUCCUCAUCACCUUCGGUCCUCUGGCCGUCAUGUUUGCUCACGCCGUGCAGGUGGGCUACUUGUCCGUUUUGCCGCUGGUCUAUGCCGUACCGCUGGCGCUCAAUACUGAAGCCAUCCUGCACAGCAACAACACCCGAGAUAUGGACUCAGACAAGCAGGCAGGUAUCGUCACCCUGGCCAUCUUGGUGGGGCCCACGCUGUCUUACGUCAUCUACAAUCUGCUGCUUUUCGUACCGUAUUUGCUCUUCUGUAUCUUAGCCACACGCUAUACAAUUAGCAUGGCUCUUCCGCUGUUAACGCUGCCCAUGGCCUUCCCUCUGGAGAGGCAGUUCCGCCGGCAGUGUUACGCCAAGAUCCCUCAGACCACCGCAAAGCUCAAUUUGCUCAUGGGACUCUUCUACGUUUUUGGGAUUAUAUUGGCGCCGCAGGGGAGCUUGCCAUUAUUGUGAGAACUUUUUCCGUUCUUUUAAAACAUUUGUCCUGUUUGUUUUAAACAACAUUAGAUUGUUAGAUUUUUUUUUAUUUUAGCAAUGUUAAUCUAAAGUUGAGAGACUUUAAUUUAUUGUUGUUUAUUUAUGUUUCAGAGUGAGCAAGCUCAUCAGUAUUGUGAAAGACAAACAUAAUGAUAUCUGUGCUUUUACAUCUAGUUUACUAGUGAUUAAACAGUUUCAGAGAUAUUCUGGACAUUUCUCAUUAUUUCCUCAUUAUUUUUUUUAAUGUUUUUUUAACAUGAACGUGUUUUUUUAAUGUUUGAUUUGUAAUUUUACAAAACCAACAAGAAGAGCAUAUUUCAUGUCAAGUUUCAAGUACCAAAUCUUUGAGUUCUGUGUAAGUCUAUGUGGACACUAAUACAUUUUCUUUGGAAAACACAUUAAUUCCUCUAUAUUAAUGCCUCUCAUGCACACUAGAAUGGGGUUUUCCUCCACCAAAAGCAGAGAAUUGAAAUUUAAAAUGAUUACUUUAGGAAACUGAAAACGGAGGUAUCGGACUUUAACGGAUUAGUACGGUUGCGACCUCAGUGUACAAUAAAGGGUCCAGAGUGUAUGGAGUAUAAUUAGUAUCUGCUCAGUAUUGUCAUGAAGAAACGUUAUCAGUACAGAAGUAUUUAGUUAUAGUGCCACUGACUAAGUGCUGUUUUUUGCCAAAGCCUUUCACAAAAUAAAUGUGUAAAUCAGAUAUGCAAACUCCUCAACCUUUCUGUAUAAUUUGCCGUUUUGAAACCAAAAUUGGUCACCAUUGUGAUUCAUGCAGAUCCGAUGAGUUUUUGUUUUUGGGGGAGGGGGAGAGGGAGGGGUCGGUCUCCUUUGUGAUUGAUUACAGCAACGGCCAGUCACGUGCUUGGCUACAGCAGCGCGUGCACACAGUGAAUCUGCGUCUGACAGGAAUUGUGUGUGAAGGUCUCUGAUGAAGCGGCCCUGAAACAACUGCAUGACAUUCAGUAAAAUACCGAACGACUGAAUGAGAGGGGCAUGAUGUUCAUUCACUUUAGCAUCGGCAUGUGAGUCUACCUUGUUCAUCAUGGAGAGAAAAGAGCGGAAGAGCUAUUAAUGUGUAAAAGUGACUACACGUUGAGGGGCUUUCACAUGCCAAAUACAUUAAAGUCUAUGAAGUGACGUGUCAGCAUAACCUCGGAUCCAACUUCACACCAAAGUGUUUUUCACACACAAUUUUACCUCUAACAAAUGAUAUUUUUGAGAGUGCAAAGCUACAAGAAAUAUUUAAAAACUGUCCAAAUUUAUGAAGAGAUAUUGAAUGUUUCUACCAAAUACAUGUUUUCAGUCUUUAUUGUGCACAUCUCCCACUUUCGUGCAUCACAAGCUCGUAAAUUCGCCCCUCCGUGACACUUUCUGCAGCGCUUGUCAUGUGGAGGGCAAAGCGCCGCUUGACCCUGGCGUUUAGUGGAGCGUUGACACCUCGUCUCAACUCAUGAAAUGCACUUUAAAAUGACGAAAUGACAUUAUUGAAACUCAAAAUUAUUAUUAUUAUUAUGCUAUUAUUGUUGUCUUUUCUGAUAAAAGUCAUGCUCAGCAGUUUAAAUACUGUAGGAAAAUGACACAAUACAUCUGCUUUGUUCUUCUAAUGCUUAAACAUUCUAAUGAAGUCAGUAGAUUUGACAUGCACAUUUUAAUAAAGGAGAAGGUAAUGAUGUAAUUGAUGCUCAUUAAGAUUAGAAAUAUUAUAUUGUUGUCUUUUCUGAUAAAAGUCAUGCUCAUCGGUUCACAAACUGAAGGAAAAUUAUAGAUCUCUUGAUAGAUUUCAGUUGUAAACAACUCAAAAUGAUUGAAUGACUCACUCAUAGCACAGAAGACAAUCAUUUGACAUCUCCAGAAGUGGUCCCUGAACUAAUCAGUUGAAAAACAGAUUACAUUUGUGAAAAGGAAGGAAGCCACACCAAAAUACCCUUAAUUUUUUGCAGCUAAUUCUGCACAAUUGUGCUGGAAAUUUUCUGUACUUGAAUCAUUAAAAAUCGCUGAGUUGGUUCUUUUAGGUUAUUCUUUAAAAAAAUAUCCCUGGAAAACAUGUUCGUGGUUCAUGAGUUUGCAUCCCUGGUAAAUGUACCCCAUUAAAGCUCCAGAGUUUAAAGGAAGGUGUAGAAUGCUUUUCAGCCGGAUCUCAUGUAAAGGCAGUGUUUAAAGAUGUAUUUUAUGGCCACAUACUUUUUAAAAUUAUUAUUAUUAUUUUUCAAAUAAAAGAAAUACCAAACCAA
This is a messenger RNA of Myxocyprinus asiaticus (Chinese sucker), 3537 nucleotides long. Its product is annotated as ubiA prenyltransferase domain-containing protein 1-like. NCBI's taxonomy places the organism in Eukaryota, Metazoa, Chordata, Actinopteri, Cypriniformes, Catostomidae. The transcript is spliced from 3 exons. Bases 218 to 1279 code for a protein of 353 amino acids. Gene Ontology annotation, cellular component: Golgi membrane; endoplasmic reticulum. Gene Ontology annotation, molecular function: prenyltransferase activity. The record is from RefSeq and is a predicted model, not a curated record. Gene Ontology annotation, biological process: menaquinone biosynthetic process; vitamin K biosynthetic process.